Messenger RNA from Mustela lutreola (European mink), 3653 nucleotides. It is a transcript of the gene ELOVL6, whose product is annotated as ELOVL fatty acid elongase 6. Gene Ontology annotation, molecular function: fatty acid elongase activity. Gene Ontology annotation, cellular component: endoplasmic reticulum; endoplasmic reticulum membrane. NCBI's taxonomy places the organism in Eukaryota, Metazoa, Chordata, Mammalia, Carnivora, Mustelidae. The transcript has 5 exons. The record is from RefSeq and is a predicted model, not a curated record. Bases 229 to 1026 code for a protein of 265 amino acids. Gene Ontology annotation, biological process: fatty acid elongation, monounsaturated fatty acid; fatty acid elongation, saturated fatty acid; fatty acid elongation, polyunsaturated fatty acid.
UCGCGCUCUCUCUCUCUCGCAAAGGGUUAAUUUUCCGAUCGCACGAGGGGGAGGAGAUUUCCCCGUAGACAAGUAAAAAGGGUGAUGGACAAACGUGCGGGCACUAAGACCGCAAGGCAUUCAUUUCCUCCGACGGUGGAUGCGGACGCCGGGAGGAGGAGAGCCGCGGAGCGAGGAGCUGGGAGCCGUGGCACAGAGAACACGUAGCGACUCCGAAGAUCAGCCCCAAUGAACAUGUCAGUGUUGACUUUACAAGAAUAUGAAUUCGAAAAGCAGUUCAACGAGAAUGAAGCCAUCCAGUGGAUGCAGGAAAACUGGAAGAAAUCUUUCCUGUUUUCUGCUCUGUAUGCUGCCUUCAUCUUUGGUGGUCGGCACCUGAUGAACAAACGGGCGAAGUUUGAACUGAGGAAGCCAUUAGUGCUCUGGUCUCUGACCCUUGCCGUCUUCAGUAUAUUCGGUGCUCUUCGAACUGGUGCUUAUAUGGUGUACAUUUUGAUGACCAAAGGCCUGAAGCAGUCAGUUUGUGACCAGAGUUUUUACAAUGGACCUGUCAGCAAAUUCUGGGCUUAUGCAUUUGUGCUAAGCAAAGCACCCGAACUAGGAGAUACAAUAUUCAUUAUUCUGAGGAAGCAAAAGCUGAUCUUCCUGCACUGGUACCACCACAUCACUGUGCUGCUGUACUCGUGGUACUCCUACAAGGACAUGGUAGCCGGGGGCGGUUGGUUCAUGACCAUGAACUAUAGCGUGCACGCCGUGAUGUACUCUUACUAUGCCUUGCGAGCGGCGGGUUUCCGAGUUUCCCGGAAGUUUGCCAUGUUCAUCACCUUGUCCCAGAUCACUCAGAUGCUGAUGGGCUGUGUCGUUAACUACCUGGUCUUCUACUGGAUGCAGCAUGACCAGUGUUACUCUCACUUUCAGAACAUCUUCUGGUCCUCACUCAUGUACCUCAGCUACCUAGUGCUCUUCUGCCACUUCUUCUUUGAGGCCUACAUCGGCAAGAUGAGGAAAACAACGAAAGCUGAAUAGUGUUGGAACUGAGGAGGAAACCAUAGCUCAGGGUCAUCAAGAAAAACAAUAGACAAAAGAAAAAUGGCACAAGGAAUCACAUAUGGUGCAGCUAAAACAAAACAAAACACAUGAGCAAACAUAAAACCCAAGGCAGCUUAGGGAUAAUAAGGUUGACUCAACCCAGUAAGUUUAUGAUCCUUUUUGGGUGAGGACUCGCUGAGUGAACCUCCGUCUCAAAGGACUGCUGCUGGAAAACCCCAUUCCCUCCUUAACUGUCAGCUCUAGGACAAAUGAGAACAAAAGUGAGCCAGCGGCACAGAGAGAGAGAAAUAGAAGGUCAAGAAAGGCUAUUAACACUAUAUGAAAAAAAAAAAGUAUUUACUAAGUGUUAUAUUUCUCUAAGAAUGAAAGAAGUUUACUUAAACUGUGCGAGCACAUACACACACAAUCUCUUUGGACACUAAACUGGAGCCAAUAGAAUAGAUACAAAAUGGAAGAGACACAGGGUGGAUAUCUAGAUCAAUAACACUUGUGCAAAAAUUAAAGCCUUUUUAAGAAAGGCCGUAGCUGUAGCCCCCCCAUGAGAAAAGAUGUCUUAAUCACCUCUCGUGAAGACGGAUGUAAACAAUUUUAUUUCCACUAAGAGAAGGACUGGUGUUUUUCCCUUCCUAGCACAGUCUCGGGCUAGUGAGUUUGCCAGAACCAAACGGGGCACAGUGUUUUUCCGAGGUUCUUCCUAGGAGAAUGGGAACGGUGCAGACCAGUUCCUAAAGGGGCAGCUCUACCUCUGAGCGUUUCUGAUGGUGUCACUGAAAUUUCCACUCUGAAAUGAGCUCUGAAGGAUUAUCUUUGGUUCAGCGGCCCCAGACUUUUGAGCAGAAGAGUAAAUACCGAAUAGCAAAGUUAAAACCCGACCAAAUGAUUUGAAAGUGGAUUCUGGAUCACCUCUAAGAAGGGUCAGCCCCAAACCAUUCUUGAGCUGGGAAAAGAACAGUUGGGAAAGAGAUGGGAGCCGAGGAUCAACCCAACAGAUACAGUCUGUAUUCCCCACUCUAUUUGACUUCACACACACACUCAUGGCUUUCCAAGUGAAGCCCUGUUGUACAGUCCAUAUUUUCUAUAUUUUUGUGACUUUCAAAAAGAAAUCUGCAGGGCUCUUCCUGAUAUUGGGUGAACACUGUGUUUCCGCAUCAUCUGCGUCUGCUCCCUGAGCGUCGCAGAGGUGUGUAAAGUGCCCUCUGCUGGUCAAGUGGAGAUACUUCAACAAACCCUUCAUGGCAAGUUUGGUUAACAGCUGACAACAAAGCCCCCCUCCCCCAGUCUUAACCCUUCGAAUUUUCAAUGAUAUAAAAUACUCGUCAUAUUUUUGGCCAAAUCAGAAGACCUUCCUGCUUCAAGUCAGCUUCAGAAAUUUUUUUAAAAGGGACUUCUGCUCUGGAACUCAGAAAACCAGUUUAUUAAGAGCCAUAUUCUUUAAAAGAGAGAGAGAGAAAGAAAUGAAAGCUAGAUAAUAUAAUAUUAUCUGUCAUACUUCAGUCCUUUACAAGCCAAAUAAAUGUGUAAACAUUCCUAGUAUUUCAAAGAAGCAAUUAUGUAAAAUUGUUCAAUGUGAUACGCUAGUAUUCUAAUUGGUUAAGUAGCUUCAUGACUAGACAAACUAGAUGACACAAUUAGCGGCUACACUGCAUAGACGACACGCAUUACCACACAUACGUGCACACAGAUGUGGGGUACACUCAACUUCAAAGCCCAAAUGAACAGGAACACAUUUUCUGGCUAGCAGAAAAAGAAAAUCGUUGUUUAUCUUUCUUGCUUUAUUUGAGAGUGUACAGUAAAAGGGAUUUUUUUUUCAGAUUAUUUUUAUAUUAUUUGAGCUUUAACCGUGCUGUCAUUCAUGAAACAGAGCUGCUCUGCGUCUCUGUCAGAGAUGACACGGUCUUUCUCAGCAUCUUGUUUAUGUGUGGAAUUUGAAAGAAUAAAGUUUUAUCCCAUUCUGUGUGAAUGGUUUGAACAAUGAACAAAGAAUCCAUGCAAACCAAGUCAGGACCGCUAGACCCUGGGGUAGGGGCGGGGCCAGGCAGGGGAGGGAAGCUGUGACAGCUAUGUGAAAUUAUCGGGGACGCGCUAUGAUGUCUUGACAUUGGUUCGUAGGUGAGAAGCAACUGGUGGAUGGGUUGGGAUUCCUAGGGUGAAAACUGACACGAGCUAAAAGGAGAGGUCCUGCUAUCACACCUAGGAGGUUCUUAGGCUGCAAAUAAUGUUCUUUUGAGCUCUGAAAAGAUAUGAUACUGUGCAAUAAGCUUUUUUUCUUAUGAAAGAAAAUGAGCAGAAUAAUUCGUAUGAGGAAAAGGCCAAAUAACAACUGACUUAUGUUUAACCGAAGGACCAAUUCGAACUUAUCUGGCUGAUUUAAUUUAAUGGUUGAAUCCAUUGAUUAAUCAUUGAUCCUUCAAUGCAGGUUAGAAUAAGGAAAUGAGCAUAGACCUUAAAUAGACUCUAAAUGAUGCUUCCAAAGCACUUUGAUCUUGCUACAAAUUCAUACUUGUGUUCACUUGUGAGUUAACUUAGAAUUUUUGUUUACAGGUUGAAUGUCUAAUAAGUAGUUUGUAAAUUGGCUAAAUAAAUCUAAAGGCUUUUCCAACGUU